UGUUAGGUGAUUUCACUUCAUUUUGCUAUAUUUUUCUUUUGCCUUUACACGGGAUUGACUUUCAUGUCUUUCCGUUUUGGCGGCUGCGCUGAAACUUCCACCUCUUUUCGCAUUCUUUUCCCUGAGUCGAAUACGCGUGGACUCUUCAUUUGUUUCUCUUCUUCUUUCCCUUUAACUAUCCUAUAUAUCUCUCUGAAUCAGUUUCUUCGGUCGCUGUGAAUGCAUGUCUAUUUCUUAGACCACUCUUUUGCCAGCAGUUUACCGUUCGUCAGUGCUCAAUUGAAGCUUGGUUUUGAUUCCCUGGGCAUCUGCAAUCCUAGAUCUAUUUAGAGUUGAGAACUCAACCCUAGGACUUCAUCUGUCUGCUAUCUCUCUUUUUCCAAAAUGGCUGCCUCUUCUUCUCAGUUGGGUUGUGAUGUUCAUCUCUCUACUGCUCUCUCUGCUUCCAUGGCGGCACCUUCUUUUGCUUCUUCCCAAUGGAGUUAUGAUGUGUUCCUUAGUUUUAGAGGAGAAGACACCCGCUUUACCUUUGCUGCUCAUCUCUACGAGGCCUUGGACAGGAAAGGAGUCAACACAUUCUUUGAUGACCACAAGAUUAGGAGAGGCGAAUCCAUAUCUCCAACACUUGUAAGAGCAAUUGAAGGAUCAAGGUCUUCUAUCGUAAUUCUCUCUCAAAACUAUGCGAGUUCAACUUGGUGCUUAGACGAACUUGUCAAGAUACUAGAAUGCAGGAAAACCAUGGGACAGCUGGUUUUGCCCGUUUUCUACAAUGUGGAUCCAUCAGAUGUGCGAAAACACAAACGGAGCUUUGGGGAGGCCUUGGUUAAGCAUGAAAAAACUUUGGAGCAGAAUAUGGAUAAGGUGAAGAAUUGGAGGGAGGCUCUUAGUGAAGUUGCCAAUUUAGCCGGCUGGAGUUCACAGAAUAAGUCUGAGCCUACAUUUAUCGAGGAAAUUAUCAUUGAUGUUUUGAAAAGAUUGUUCAAAUUAUCCUCAACUGAUGCAAAACGCCUAGUAAAAGAAGAUUCUCAUAUACCAAAAAAGGAAAUGGUACCAAGUUCACCCUUAACCGCUAUUCACAUUGCAGGACAUUUUGACGUAAGUGUUAGAGGUAGGAGGCCACUCAAAAAUGUUAAUGAAUUAGUUUCUCGACAAUACUCUAAAGUUUGCUCACUCAUUGAAAAUGUUGGGGAAGAAUUAAUUGAGUUACCAGAGAAAUUUGUUUCUGAAAUAGUUGACUCAUCAGAUGACUCGGACGAUGAUGACUUAAGCUUUAAGAAUGUGAAAUCCAUGUUAACAAAUGUAUGGAGAAAUUUAUGAGUUUAUAUAUGAGAACAAAAGAUUGAAUGGUAUAAAGGUUGUGUACUUUUAUUAAUGUUCAACAAUCCAAUAUACAUUGGUUAAAGUGUUGUCGAUAAGCAAAACGAUACUUAUAAUUGUGGCAGUAAUGGUAGAGUGAAAGUUGUACAAAAGGAUAAGGAAACUAAUUGUAACAUAUCUAGAGUAAUCAGGAAUGAGUGUUCUUAUAAUUAUGGUAUAUUAUGCCCCUGCAAGAUAGAACAUCCAUCAUAGAGCCUAAUCUUGGAGUGAUGUAAAAGGAAAGUCUUGUAAGCUAAGUCUUGGUUAUAGAAUCUACAAGUUGGUUUGUGGUGUGAACAUGUGAUACCUAAAGU
Messenger RNA from Vitis riparia (riverbank grape), 1670 nucleotides. Its product is annotated as toll/interleukin-1 receptor-like protein. The transcript has 3 exons. Gene Ontology annotation, biological process: signal transduction. NCBI's taxonomy places the organism in Eukaryota, Viridiplantae, Streptophyta, Magnoliopsida, Vitales, Vitaceae. Bases 385 to 1317 code for a protein of 310 amino acids. The record is from RefSeq and is a predicted model, not a curated record.